AUGGCGGAUAGGGACACAAGGGAGGAUGCAAAAGGGGGUAAGGUGGUGGAAGGAGGAGGGAAGGGAGGAGAGCGCAGAGGAAGUGGAGGGGUAUUGGACUUGUGGAAAAGAAAAAGGGAGUUGAUGGAGGAGAUGGAGGUCACCACAGGGGGAGUGGAAGAAAGGGAAAGGCCGGGAAAAGGAGACGGUGAAGAAAAUGCUAAAGGGAUGGAUGGAGGAUUUCAGAGAAAUAGCAGAUGGGAAAAAAUGGAGGAUAGUAUAGAGAACAUAAUGGGGGAGCUGGAGGAAAUAAAAAGAAGAGAGGAGGAAUGGAGAAGAGAAAGGAAAGGGUUAGAGAAAAUGGGAGGAAGGGACAGGAAGGAAAGGAGGGGAAAAGGAAAUGGAGGAGCUGAAAAGGAGAAGACUUUGAGAAAAUAUCCACCUGCUCCAAUACUUAAUCGCAUUUGUACUAAAGAAAUAGUUUUACCGACAACGAACAUUCAUUUGCCAAAGGGAACAUUAAUAACUAUACCGGUAUUUGGACUGCAUCGAGAUCCAUCAAUAUAUCCAGAUCCAGAUAAAUUUGAUCCUGAACGAUUUAAUACAGACAAAGUAACAGAAAGGCAUCCUUAUGCUUAUUUGCCAUUCGGGGAAGGCCCACGAAACUGCAUUGGUAUGCAAUUUGGCUACUUACAAACAAAAAUUGGACUUGUGAGUCUUCUGUCAAAAUAUAAUUUCAAACUCCACCCUCGGACUCAGGUCCCGCCUAUUUUCGACGAAAGAUCUCUUCUUAUUCUUUCGCUGAAGGGCGGUGUACACUUUAUUAUCGAGCCACGAUAAAAUAAUCGCGCUUUUAUACAAACUAAAAAUAUUUGUACUUGAUGGAUUCUAAAUAUAUUACGUAUGUUAUUAUGUAUAAUUAUUAAUAUUUUUUUAUGAAAUAAGAAUAUCAUAUUAGAUGUCAUGUACAAUAAUCAAAAUUGUUAUAAAGCCAAAUCCGUUUUAUAUGUUAAAUUUGUUAUAAUUAUAUUUUGCUAUUAUCA
Molecule: messenger RNA, 1022 nt
Organism: Wasmannia auropunctata (little fire ant)
Lineage: Eukaryota; Metazoa; Arthropoda; Insecta; Hymenoptera; Formicidae
Product: probable cytochrome P450 6a14
Exons: 4
Coding region: 1-819 (272 amino acids)
Molecular function (GO): oxidoreductase activity, acting on paired donors, with incorporation or reduction of molecular oxygen; iron ion binding; heme binding
Source: RefSeq, a predicted model, not a curated record